Neodiprion virginianus is the source of this 2162-nucleotide messenger RNA. RefSeq names its product E3 ubiquitin-protein ligase TRIM71-like. The record is from RefSeq and is a predicted model, not a curated record. Gene Ontology annotation, biological process: proteasome-mediated ubiquitin-dependent protein catabolic process; protein polyubiquitination. Bases 57 to 1997 code for a protein of 646 amino acids. Gene Ontology annotation, molecular function: zinc ion binding; protein binding; ubiquitin protein ligase activity. NCBI's taxonomy places the organism in Eukaryota, Metazoa, Arthropoda, Insecta, Hymenoptera, Diprionidae. The transcript is spliced from 4 exons.
AGAUUCAAUUGGGAGUUGAAGCUGAUAAAUUCGUUGAACAGGACGUGGGGCAUACAAUGGCCUCACGAAGUAGUUUGAGUCCCACGUGGACAUUUCCUUCUCGUAAUAGUCCUGGGUGGGUCACCAGGGAGGUCUGUGGCAACUGCAAUCAAUCGAGUUCCAGGAAUGUUCCCCAAGUGGUGGCAAAGUGUCUAGAUUGCACGUACCUUCUUUGCCAACCAUGUCUGAUGGCUCAUCAAAGGGGUCGUCUGACAAGAAAUCACGGAAUUCAACUUGACACAAGAAGCAAUACACCAAGUCCAUCUUCAGCUGUUACCUCUUACUCAACCCCACCAACAAUUACCUUCUAUUGCGAUGUUCAUCGGGAAAUUAUAAAACUUUACUGCGAGCCUUGUGAAGUGGUAUUAUGUGAAGUAUGCGUAAACAAGGAUCACAGGGGUCAUUUUGUGUACCAAUUGUGGAGGGCUACUAGAGGUGGUGAAUUUACUCCGCUCCAUAUAUUGAAUGAAAUUUGCAGUGCAAUCUCAAACAUUCUACGAGGGAUUGAACUAGUCGAGCAUACUCACGAAAAUAUGGAGAGAUGGGUGAUUCAGACAGACCCUUUUUUGAGGAUAAGGAUCUCUGAAGGGUUUCCUAUACUUUGUGAAGAGCAAGAGAAAUUGCUGACUGCAAUUCAGAGAAUAAAGCUGAUGAGAGACGAAAGACUAGAGGUUAGAGCACAAGCUCUUACGAAAAUACUCCUUGGACUAUGGGAUAUUUUUAACAGACUCAGGGAAGCAAUCGAUCAACACACGACAAAUAAUCCGAACGAACUUUUGUGUAUCAAGGAAACGGGUGCCAAAGAGGUGCUUCAGAUUCGUCAAUAUCAGAAUUCUGUAGUACCCAGGGACGACGACUGGAUGUCAUUCCUAGAUUCAAAUAUCAAUUUGGUAAAUUCAUUCGCCUCCGUGGGACCAGUCACUUUUGGAAAUCCAGGCCCCAUAGGAGAUCAUCGAUCUGUAAGAGGUCGGACAGCGGCAAUAGAAACUCCCAUGGGCAGUAAUAGGAUAGUAUCCAACUUCCCACGGCAUGUCAUACCUCGUGGUAGACCUGUGCUAGGAUGCCAUCUUAUCGUAUCCUUGAAAAUCAAUCGCAGUUUAAAUUGUAUGGGACUAAAAACUGUUGCUAUUUGGGGUUCAGAAGGAAACAAAGAUGGAGAGUUAUGCAGACCCUGGGGUGUUUGCUGCGACAAGAAUGGAUAUAUCAUCGUAGCAGACAGAUCGAAUAAUCGUAUUCAAAUUUUUCAAGAAAAUGGUACUUUUGUAAGAAAAUUUGGUACCCAGGGCUCUGGUCCGUGUCAAUUUGAUCGACCCGCCGGUGUAGCUACAGACUCGCAAAGCCACAUUGUGGUUGCUGACAAAGAUAACCACAGAAUUCAAAUUCUUACCUUCGAAGGACUAUUUCUACAUACCUUUGGUGAAAAGGGCUCUAGGCCAGGCCAAUUCAAUUACCCUUGGGAUGUGGCUGUUAAUUCUGAAGGCCAAAUAGUUGUCUCUGACACACGAAAUCAUCGUAUUCAACUAUUCACACACCAAGGUGUAUAUUUAGGAAAGUUUGGCUUCGAAAAUACCACUGGUCCUUCAAAGCACUUUGAUUCGCCUCGAGGUGUUGCUUUCUCUCCAGAGGGCAACAUAAUUGUAACCGACUUCAACAAUCACCGGCUAGUCGUUAUUCCGCCGAACUUGGGAACCGCAAGGUUCUUAGGUGGGGAAGGUACUGGCUCAAAGCAAUUCUUGAGACCACAGGGUGUUGUGGUAGACGACGAAGGGCACAUCAUAGUUGCAGAUUCUAGAAAUCACAGGAUACAGAUAUUUGAACCGUCAGGAGAGUUGAUGUGGAGGAUAGGAAGUUCGGGUAAAGCACCUGGUGAACUCGAUAGACCCGCGGGCAUAACAUUAACACCCAAUGGAGCAAUAGUUGUCGUUGACUUCGGUAACAACAGAAUUCAAAUAUUCUAGAUUUUAAGAAGCAAAAACCAAUACCGUUGCAAAACUAUAACUCAGAAACUGAGGUCAAUCACUUGAUACAUUUUCAGCAAGAAGUAUGUAGCGUGUUAUCUGUUUAUAGAAUCUUUUUUUCGAGUUGAGCUUAGGCAUAUAUACCGGGUGUCCCAUUUUAAUCUU